Molecule: messenger RNA, 1254 nt
Organism: Daphnia pulicaria
Lineage: Eukaryota; Metazoa; Arthropoda; Branchiopoda; Diplostraca; Daphniidae
Product: popeye domain-containing protein 3-like
Exons: 9
Coding region: 74-1126 (350 amino acids)
Cellular component (GO): sarcolemma
Molecular function (GO): cAMP binding
Source: RefSeq, a predicted model, not a curated record
GCCAACGUCAGAUCACGUAGAGAAUCCUUGUAGGAAAGCAGGAUCGCUUUUUAGUCAACAACAAGUGCCUGAGAUGGAUUCUUUGUAUUUGUUGCCAUCUGAAAUGGGCGGCGAAAAUGUGACGGAAAAAACUGAUUUUGACAUCAUACCCGUUUUCAAGACAGUCUUGGCUUAUCCUCACAAUGACAGUUUACAGUUCAACGACAUAUUCAACAUGUCAUGGGGACGUUUCUUUAUGCCUUGCGAAAAUUGGCAUGAACCGCAACACAUCCUUUUCCAGUUGGCCUACGGUUGCUUCUUCAUCUCGUGCUUGACUCCAGAUAAUUCGAUCGGCAUCCUUGUUAUGCACGCCGUUCUUCUAUUAGGUGGACUGUUGUAUUCUACAUGGGCUUGGAACAUGAUGUGUGCCCCUGACAUAUUCUCUUGGACUUUUGGGUUUGUCUUCCUUAACUUUUGCCAACUACUCUACGAUCUCUACCGUAUAAGGCCUGUUCGACUGGACCCAGAAGUGGAAGCAGUUUUUGCUCUUCUUUUCCAACCUCUUGGGAUUAGCCGAACUACAUUCAAGAAGUUGGUGGGUCCUGAGUAUGCAGAGAUUUUUACUCUACACCCCGGGGAUUUUUAUGCUCUGCAAAACCUCACACGCAUUGACCGGCUAUCAAUCGUUCUUUCCGGAAAAGUUCAAGUUGUAUCAGAUGGAACGACACUACACACGAUAGACGCAAAUGAAUUUCUUGACUCUCCUGAAUUUGAAUCCAGCCGCGCCUCCGUUGAAGAUAAAUUUCGGGUAUCAAUUAUCGCUACCGGAACGAGUCGUUACAUCAGUUGGCAGAGAUCGACCCUCGAGUACCUUUUUGUAAAAGAAACUGUAUUGGCCAACGUUUUUUGCGUUCUCGUAGCUAGAGACGUAAUCAACAAAGUAUUUGCGAUGAACAAAAAGUUAGCAUCUCAGAGAGGUCAUCUAUUGGACAUUCGCCUACCAGGAAUCGCCAGCUGUCUUUAUGAUUCAUCUCGAGAAACAUCCCCGACUAAUAUUUCGUCUGACUUAAGUCCUCCAUUAAAGUCUCAUCAAAAUGGAGGGAUGAGCAUUCUAUCUGCUGAAUCGCACCAAACUUUCUGGAAUUAAAAUCAAAGCACAAAUUUUUUAGGUUUAUGUAUGAUUUUUUAAUUGAUUUAACGGACGCAUUGGUUGCACAUGUAUAUAAAAUAUGAAAGAAAACUAAAUUUAAACCCAAAAAUAAAUUUAUAGACACG